Messenger RNA from Rotaria sordida, 236 nucleotides. Lineage: Eukaryota; Metazoa; Rotifera; Eurotatoria; Philodinida; Philodinidae. The record is from the annotation of a GenBank genome assembly.
UUGUUUCACGUGAAGAAGAAAAAGAAGAAACUGUUACAGAAACUGUUAAAACUCAACAAAUUGAAACAACAUUUCGUCAAAUUGGACAACAUCUUGAUGAGAGUGCAUUUUUUAUUCCGCUUGCAUCAUCAAUUAGAUAUCAUGAAGGACAAGAAAAUGAUGAUAGAAAAAUAAUUAUUCCAGUAUCAACGUCAUCUGUGUCUCAUGAACAAAAGCCAGCAUUAGAACAUUUUUAA